Molecule: messenger RNA, 2142 nt
Organism: Malurus melanocephalus (red-backed fairy wren)
Lineage: Eukaryota; Metazoa; Chordata; Aves; Passeriformes; Maluridae
Gene: SCLT1
Product: sodium channel and clathrin linker 1
Biological process (GO): clustering of voltage-gated sodium channels; cilium assembly
Cellular component (GO): centriole
Source: RefSeq, a predicted model, not a curated record
AGAGGCUAAAAAUGGCCCUUGGACAUGAUGAAACCGAUGCGAUUCUGAGAGUCACUGCUGAGCAGGAACACACCCCUGCUGGUAAGGCCCCAUCAGGAUCCAGRAUGAUGGACCAAAGAGUGUCAACUCUAAUCACAGAGUAUGAGAAACAUGUGGAGGAAAUGAAAGACCAGCUGCAGUUUUAUCAGGCACAAAUGAGUGAGAUGAAGCUAAAAUUGGAAGAAGUCAUWAAGGAAAAUGAAAGGCUGCAUGCAGAGUUAAAAGAGCCUCUUGAGAAGCAACUGGAGGCUCUUCCUUUCAUGCAUCUGGAAACUGAUAUUCCUGCAGAUGACAGCAUAGUGAGAACACUCCAAGAGCAACUACGGCUGGCAAAGCAAGAAAAAGACCAAGCAGUGGAGCUCUGGCAGACGUUGUURCAGGAGCACGAUCGCCUUCAGCAGCAGUACCAGGAGCGCCUGACUGAAUCACAGAUUCAYGUGGCUGAGAAGAAAAGGCAGAAUGAUCAACUGACUAGCAUUCAUCAGUUGAAUCGGCAGCUGCACAUAGCCAAGGAGCAAAUAGAGUUGACCAAUCAGCAGUUUCUGCAAACUGUGACAGAGCAGAAUGUGGAACUAGAAGAGCUACGAAAAAAACUGAGGCAAGCCAAAAUAGAUCGGCAGGCAGCAAAUGCUAAACUUGAAGAAAUGAUGAAAUUGAAAGAGAGACUUCAGAGCCAAGUGGAGAGAAAGGAAGAAGACAGGAUAUCUGCUCAGGAGAGAGAAACAGCAUCUGACAAACGCUUGCAGCAAAUGCAGUCCAGUAUAAAACAAUUAGAGAUAAGAUUAUGUAUGACUGCUCAAGAAUCUGAACGGCUGAAAGCAGAGAGAGCAGUUCUGGAGGAGCAGAUCAGCGAGCUUCAGGCCAAGUCUGCCACUCUAGAAAGUGAGAAGUACGAGGCUGUUGCAAAAGUUCAAGAUUGCAUACAGCUCUUGGAAGAAGCUACCCUGGAAAAAAAUCAGGCACUCUUUGAGGAGAAACAGAAGGAAGAAGAGAUCAAAAAACUGAAGGAUGAAAUGUCUCAACUUGCAGAAGAUACUGCUGCAAGAAUAAGAAAGGAAGUAGACGCUGCAAAGAAGCAAUGUAACGUGCAGGUUUCUCGACUAACAGAAGAAGUUUCAGCUCUUCAGAUGGAAUGUGGAGAAAAACAGAGCCAACUUGAACGAACCAUUAGAGAAAAGAGAGCAGUGGAAGAGGAAAUUGAAAAGAUUUACAGGGAAUACAGAGAGCAUGAAUCUGACAGCAGAAAACUUGAGCAGCUGCAUCAGAAGUAUUUACUGGCAGAAUCUGCCAAAGAAGGCCUUCAGCUGAGUCUACAGAUGACACAAAAUAAACUGAAGCAACUGAAAAUGAACUCUGAUGAAGAGAAAUCUCGUUGCCAGGAAGUGAUCAAUAAAUUGCAAAGUACUCUGGAUUCAGAAAGACAAAAGAGCACCUUUGUCAGUGAACAAAGACUAAAACUUCAGCAAGAAAAUGAACAAUUGGAAAAGGAAAUGGAGGGUUUGAGAAAACUGGCAAUAGAGGUUCAACAAAAAGCUAAAAUAAAGAUAUGCACAAUGGAGCAUGAGCAUGCAGUGAAAGAGAAUGGGUAUGAAGCUCGACUCAAGGAGAUGGAGGACACCAGCCUCAAGUCCACUGCUGAGCUCAGACGUCUCUUGGUGGCUCAGCAAAAAGCAACAAACCGRUGGAAAGAAGAAACAAAAAAUCUCACUGAAACUGCAGAAGCCAGGAUCAAUAAGCUGAAAAGUGAGCUGCGUCAACAAAAACUCCGUAGCCAGGAGCUCAUUUCCCAGCUGGAAACRGCAAAUGGGAAGGUAACUGAGGAUGAGACCUUAAUAACAGAAUAUCGGGAAUACAUCGACAGGCUCCAGAAGCGACUGAGCCAGGCAGAACAGAGAGCAGCCACAGCCUUACAACAGGUACACAGCUCACAAAAAACAUUAUCCAAGUGUGUGGAAUAUGUAAAAGUACUCMUUUUCCAUCAGUCCUGAGGCAGAGGUGAUCAUCUCUGAGCAUUAUUAGCGACAAUUGUAACAAGCGGGGAUUUUGGUCGUGUCACCUUCUGGCAGGAUGCUUGUGUGAGAGUGUAGGUUUGAUGUGAAUUAA